Molecule: messenger RNA, 2862 nt
Organism: Saccostrea echinata
Lineage: Eukaryota; Metazoa; Mollusca; Bivalvia; Ostreida; Ostreidae
Product: Bardet-Biedl syndrome 12 protein homolog
Exons: 9
Coding region: 502-2748 (748 amino acids)
Biological process (GO): photoreceptor cell maintenance; chaperone-mediated protein complex assembly
Source: RefSeq, a predicted model, not a curated record
ACCUGCAUAAUUUCCGAUGACAAGCACCUGUUCUUGUCUGAUUCUGGAUUAAUCCUUCAGAAUUUACAACUAGAGAAUCCAGUUUUGCAGUAUGUGAUAUCUGUGUGCAUAGCUUUCCACAAAGAACAUGGAUUUGGACUGAAGUCUUUGCUAUACCUAAUUACAGAAAUUUACAAACUGUCUAGCUCAUUACAUCAACAGGGUAUUCCAAUUUGCAAGAUUCAAGAACAUUUAGAAGCAAGUUUUAGAAUUUGCAAAGAAAAAACUAAAGAUCUAGAAAUCCAGAUAAAGACAAGUUUGACACCUCAGCCAAAGGAUGACAAAACAGACUCAUAUUUCACUGCUCAAGAACCAAGAAAGGAGUGUAGUUUAUGGAUACCAGACAAAUCAUUGAAUACCUCCAUUUCAAAAAAGCAAAAAUUUAAUCUUGAUAGUAAUAUUGAUGAAACAUGUACAGGAAAAUCAACAGAAGUAUGUAAUAUUUCUCCAAUUAGGCUGAAGAUGUUGAACAUUCAGGCAGAGGAUGAGGAAGAUGUAGAAGAUGUGACCUGGUUCUUCACUGAAGAUACACCACUGGAUACCAGCCAAAUCAAUGGACCGGAAGCUACAUUCAGCACAGGGUGUGGAGUAGUUGGUCAUUUUGAUGUAGAUGUGGAUGAAGUGGUUAAGGAGGGAGUACAAUUCAUGUCCUUGAAAAAUGAAGAAGGUAGAGAAUCUAAUGAUGAUGAAUUCAAGGAUUGUUUUGAUGAUAUUCCAAAGGUGGUGAAAUCCCAAACAUUUCAAAGCACUACCUGUCGUGUUGAUUCACAGACUUCUCAGAAAACACAACCAUCAAUAACAAUGGGUUGUUUAAGUCACAAUACAAAGGUUAGUUGUUAUAAGUCAUGGGAAUCUAGACUUCAACAAAAAGUCUCUCAGCUGAAAUGUCAAGAUGAAAAUGAAUUUGACCAGAGCUUUGAAAAAUCCCCUAGAAAGCCAGGUGAUAUCUGUGAACAAGACCUUGAAAAUAUGAGUAUAAAGCAACAGCAACUUAUUGAAAAACUCCAGAAAACAUCAAAGGUCAAAAGUAGCCACAAUCAAGUCUGGAACUGCAGUAGACAUUUCAAAACGAUGGAAUCCACUGUAAAAGAGUUAAGGGGAGAAAAUGAUCCAAACCACAGUAGAGAAAUGUCAACUACCCAAGAGGAAAUGUCAGUAGAUAGUUUUCCUGCAACUGUUCAUGAAAAACUCGAGACCAAAGACACUGAGUCAGUCAAGAAUUUGAAUGAUUUGAUUUCAAAAUUGAGAAUCCAAACAUCUUCAUAUAAAAUAUUCAAUAGGAGCAGACACUACAAAACUGUAAAAUCCACUUUAGAUGAACAACAUGGAGUGAAGGAUGAUGAUCUACUAACUGUUAAGGAAAAAUACUUAAAGAUACAACUGCUUGAAAAAACCAAAAAUAUUUCCCUGAAUGAGGGAGAUGAAGAAUUUUCCUUUGCCAAUCCAGGGAACCAGUCCAUUGGAGAUGUAGCAUACCAAACAAUAGCCAAGGGAGUGAGACAGGAUUGUAAGGAUGUUUUAGGGGGAGAUUAUUUGGACAUAGAUGUAGGAUACCAGUCAAUAGCGAGAGGACUCAGUCAUGGUUGUGAAGAUGUAAUGGAUAUUGUUCUCAAAGUAGUUUUCAUGCAAACACCAAAUCAGGAUGCACUGAAGUUAAAUGUAUCUGGUGUCAGUGUUGUGACCUCAACUGUUGGCUUUCUGUCGGACAAUCCUGUUAUAGUGGAUGGGACAGUGAUUGAAGUUUCCAGUGAUGUCAUCACAGGUUUAGUCAACAAAGGGAGACAAAUUCUCAGAACUGUGGUCAUAAAUGGUGAUAUCACAACUGCAUUCCGUCAUAAGGGAUACAAGUCUACCCUGGACACAGUGAACACCAGCAUCUCCUCCCAGCAAUACAUCACUCAGAGAGAGGAUGCCUGGAUAGAACAGGUCAUCCAAACUCUGGAAAUGGAACAGAUAGAUGCUGUAUUAGCCAGUGGUAAGAUCUGUCCUGAUCUGCAGGGUCAUUUACCCAAUGUUGUUAUGGUACAGAAUGUCCCAUUCCCAGCUCUUCAAUGUAUCUGUGUAUCAUCUGACAUCACAAUGGCAACCUAUGUGUCCGAUAUAGGCCAGUUUCACAUUUGUCCUUGCCUGGCUUUUGAGCCUUUACACGAUGACUGGGUCUACUGUCACACUGACAAGCAAUAUGUCACUGUCAAACUUCCUAAAAAACUGACACAGAGUGUUGUAUACAGUCAUCCAGCCCAGAUAGGCAGGGACUGCUUUGAACAGGAAUUCUGGAGGUGUUGCAAGUCUUUGUCCAAGGCCUUGGGGAUGGGCAGUGUGCUACCUGGGAAGGGAAAAACUGAAGAGCUUUGUGCACUGGCUCUGUUAGAUAAGGCAGAUAUGUCAAAAAAUGGAACAAAGAGUUUAGUUAUGAGAGAACUUGCCCAGGUACUGCUCAGCUAUUAUCAUUAUGUCUGCAAUUAUACCUCCAUCACUCAACUGGUGAAUAGCCUCAUACUGUCACUGGGGGAAAGGGAGUCCAGUCUUCAAAGUCCUUCCUGUCGAAUAAAUUCAAUGCAGGAUGAUUUGAAAGAGCAUAUAGAAUGUUAUGAUGAAGGAACCACUAAGAUGGCUUCCUGGGAUAUUGCUAUCAAUACAGCCUUAACAUUGUUGCAGAUAGAUUCUUACAUACUGACUGGUAGCAAUUCAUCCAAUCAAAUUUUGUGAAACUUUGUUCAUGUAAGUUGAGGAUGGAUCAUAAAAAUAAUUCAUUGUUAGCUGGUGGUAUUUAUUUCAAAAUUUAUUGCAAAAUCCCGAUACACAUUGUAAUUUAAAAUCUAU